Amoebophrya sp. A120 is the source of this 4191-nucleotide messenger RNA. Lineage: Eukaryota; Dinophyceae; Syndiniales; Amoebophryaceae. The record is from the annotation of a GenBank genome assembly.
CUUUCCUCUAGGGAGCGCGGUCUCGCCGCGGUGUUCUUGAUCACUCUAAAAGAAUGUUUCAGCCGGGCCCGUUAUUGAGCUUCACAGGCCCUUGGCAGCUGGGCAGCGGCGCAGUUGUUGCGCACCCCUCAGACCAUCAAGCGCAGCAACAUGGUACUUCAGACGAUUUCCAAUGCCAUGCCUCCUGGUAUCUCAGGGCAAGUGAUAAGUUGUUGUGUGUGAUGGCGGAUUUUUUUGGCCACGACGAGACUCAAUUAAGUACUGGAAUGAAUAUCAACAAGUGCAGAAGCACAAAUUACAAUUCUAAGGUAGUGCAACGCAGCAGCCACAGCAGCGCUCGGCGUCCUCAAGCGCGAAUAAAGCAGGACAAGUCAAGAAGCAAUCCAACCUGAUGCAGCCGCGGGACUGGAAGAGGGAGACGAUUUCGAACUCCCCCAGUCGCGAUGACGAUGCUGUUGACAGCACUGUUGUAGUGGCCCCCACGGAGCAGAUCCUAAAGCCAAAGAAGCCGAUUCUGCAAGCCACGCAGCAGUACCACAAGACCAGCAAUAAAUCCGUUGGGAGCAGAAGUGUGCUAAACAGUAAAAGUGGCUCAACUGCGGGACAUGUAGCAUCAACACCAGCGGCACAGAGGAAAAGUAACAAAGUGGCGACUGAGCAGCAGAAACUUGAAGAGGAGCAUUUUAUUGUGUCGUCGGAGCAAAAGGAGCUGCAUCAGAUGCACCAGACGAACAAAGGGUCGUGGAACACUAGACCAGCACCGGAAGGAGCGCGGGUUGUCGAGGUCGAGCGACAGUCCUCAGCCUACGAAAGUUCUUUUUCCCGUCCGAAUUUCCUCGUGCAAAACCUACACCAAUCCGGCGGCAGCGUCUCGGUGCGGCCGUUCGCAACUGGUGCGGCCAGUACUUUUGCUAGCCAGCACGGAACCACGAACUCUGGGUCCGUGUCGGUUCAGUUUCACCCCCCAGAGCGGCCUGCGCACCGCUACACACUUUCUUCUGCGUCUGCCUGGCGCCCGACUCUCACCACUGCAAGCUACGUCAACGUGACGGCUGUGCCGGUAAGUCCGCCGGCGGGCGGCGGGGCAGGAGGGGGUACUGGAACUUCUUCGGCGUCCUCCGCCACCUUCAACAGCGCGCUUCGCAGUACGCCGCCCGUGGUGCAAAAUUGGCUCAUGCAGCCGCCCUUCUUCGCGCAGCGGCAGACCAGCAGCGGCUUUCAGCAGAUUGGUGCCGAGGGGAGCAAGGCAGCGAGCACCUGUGCUCCUGUGGUCCAUGUGAUUUCAGGCACUUCGACCGCGCCACACCGACAGCAAAGCUCGCCACAAGUUGUCGGCCUGUUCCCCGCGAAUGAGCAAAGAAAACACGUUCUGGCACCAGCUACCAGACCGGGAGCGGGAGCUGGGGCGCAGCACACUAUUGCGGUGGCGGCCAGACCACUUCCGCCGGAGGAAAGCGCUGUCAUCGUGAACCAGCCUGUCCCUGGCGCACCAAAUCAUGCCUCUACUUCCUCUUCGUCAACAGCGAAGAUCACCUCGACCACCACGACCGCGACCACGCGCGCGUCGACGCUGCCGCGCGGCCGCAGUCCAGAUUUGGCUGGAAAAAACCAGCAGGUGCAGCGGGUUUCCUCUGCUUCGCACGCGAAGGCGCUCAGUGUGUCCCCGAAUAAGGUGUUCACGCUCGAGGGACAGCUGAACCAGAAUAGCAUCUUGAUGCGCGACUACCGAGAUGAGGAAGAUAGAGAUGCAGCUACGGGGCGCAGGGCUUCAACAAGUCAAGGCGGCGCUGGCGGUCUAUCUCGCAGAAACAAAGUACUAGUGCGAGUGUUACUUCUUCUCGGAGUAUAAAAGUUGCUCUACUUGUUACAACCUCCCCUCGAGGAUACACAUCCUGCUGUUUGUAGUUUCUGUUUGUCUAUUUUAUUGGCUCAUUAUUGUGUCCUGGAUUGAACCAGUGUGAGUCGACGGUUCGAGCAGCCGUAUAAUUUUGAUUGAAAACUACAGGACUUCGUCCCACCUCAUCUCGGUCCUCCUGCGCAACGCACCAGCGCACAGAGCAACAGAAGGGCGGACAGUGUUUCUGUCGAUGCAAGCUUGCGCGCUUCCGCCAACGGAAGGACCACGUAUCUUUCUGCCACGAGCGUUGAGGCCGAGGAAGUCGAGCCACUUAUGAUAGACCAGCACGCGGCCAGCAGCUCCGCGUCUCGCCGAGGUGCCUCCCAAGAAGAAGAAGAGGCAGAGGAACAGGAUAGCAGUGAAACUUCCCUCGCACAAGAGUUGCAGCAGAAAAUUCAGCUGAUGCAAAAGAGAAUCAACGAGCAAAGUGGCGAGAUUCGGCAAUUGAAGCAUGACUUGAAGCAGAAGGACCAGAGCGUCGUGAAAGCGGAGAAGAAAGAGCUGGAAACGAAAAGACACCUGCAAGAGGCGCGAAAGGAAAUCGCACAGUGCCGCAUAGAUAUGACGAAGCAGAAGGAGGAAAUUAUGUCGCUCCAAGCUGAGUUGGACGCGAAAAAGAAGCAAGCAGAGCAGCAAUCAUUGAAGACGCGGCAAGAGCAGGUGGGAAAGCUGCAGGCGACGAAAGAGGUACUUACGAAACAUGAAGUGUAGAUGUUGAUGCGAUGACGUGUGUCGUGGCUGUAAGUAACCCCGAUCGUGAUCUUUCGUGAUUUGGAACAUGUAAAAACGUUCAAUUUUUUGUUCAUAUACAAAAGCGAAAUCUUUCCCACAUUCAUCGGUUUCAGGCCCGAGAACUGCAGAAGAAGGUCGAUCUGCUCGAGGCGCGCGAGAAAAAUUUGAUUUCCGUGACGAGUGUCCAGACGGUCGCGCUGAGUAGUAAAAUGAGCACGGACGCCGGGAACCACGGCCAAGAACUUCUCAUGACCACGGGGAGUGAGGAGGAGUAUUCCUCGGACCAAAACGCAAGCGGGAUGUCGGGCAGCGCAACUGCUGGCGUCCACGCAAACAUGUCUGUGGUCUCGGGAAUUCACGAAACGCCGAAACCGGUUGUACUUAUUUGCAGAUUUUUUGAACAAGCUGCUUUUUGAUUGGAUGCGAAUCGGUUGAAAGAUCUCCUCGUAGUAGCAAAGUUGAAAACAAAUACAAAAUCCGGUCAUCUAUCCACAGAGUCCUCGUAAAUCCGUUUCUUCCACGGACCCCCGAACGGUGGUGUCGUUGCGCGACCUGUCUGAAAUCAAGGCGCUGAAGAAACCGCCCGAGGCGGUACGCUUGCUAUUCGAGGCGUGUUGUCUGUACUUGCACAUUGAGCCGAAUAAGCGGUUCGAUUCCAAUUCUAAGCAGUGGGUGGUGGACUACUGGGAACCCUCGCGGAAGCACAUUCUCUCCGACUCGCACUUCAUGCAGAAGCUGCGCAAAGCCAAUCCGGGGAACGAAAUUCUGCAGCAGAUCCAGCUGUUGUGGAACAACCACCCGACCGUUUUGACCGAGGAAAAAGUCGCCAACUGCUGCCGUGCGGCCAAGCCGCUCUUCAAAUUUAUCGAGGGCGUGGCGUUCGGCGAUGCUAGCGUCAUGAACAGCAUCGCCGUGGACCACAGUCUGGGCUUGCUGGGGUGCAGUCCGGCGAAGGUGCUGAACUUCGAGGGAGGUGGCGCAGGAACGAAUGGUGUUGGAGCCUCGGCGGGUGCUGUGGGGGCGAGUGCAUAACUUGAAGUUUUUUUGAUCAAAACUCGAAACCGAAAUUCAUUGAUGCCGCACGCACACUUUUUUACUUUGGUCUUGUUUGCUGUUGAGUUUGUUUCAUCGAUUCAAUGACACCUUCUCUUUCUCACGUGAAUGAACUGGUUUGGCCGAGCGACAAUUUUCUUCAGAUUUCCUCCAUGUUUUCUUCCACCAUGACGAUAUGUUUGGAAGCCUAUUGUGUGGUUUUCGCCUUUCAGAUUUUUACUUUUUUGUAAUCGACAUGGAUGGCAGACUUAGACUUUUCACAGCAUCUACGAGAGCCAAUUUUUUUUGUUUGCAAGGAACUUCUCAGCAUCAUCUUGUUGGCAAGUCAUAUUACAUGGGACGAAGCCUUGGCCUUGCUGCUCUGCAGAAGCACCGCCCCGUUGCCGUGCGGACAGAUUGCUGGCGUUUUGUGAACAAAGGUUCCGGCACUAGCUGGAGGUCCGGUUGCGAGUAAGUACCCCUCAGCAAAAAUGGGAGUACAGCGGAGAUCUUAGGAUCCACCAUAACUG